This is a messenger RNA of Yarrowia lipolytica CLIB122, 2403 nucleotides long. RefSeq lists its product as uncharacterized. Gene Ontology annotation, cellular component: cytoplasm; nucleus. The record is from RefSeq and is a predicted model, not a curated record. Gene Ontology annotation, molecular function: protein serine/threonine kinase activity; ATP binding. NCBI's taxonomy places the organism in Eukaryota, Fungi, Ascomycota, Dipodascomycetes, Dipodascales. Gene Ontology annotation, biological process: protein phosphorylation; intracellular signal transduction.
AUGCCACCCACGAAAACACAAACACAUCCAGACAUCCAACCUGUCACAGAAGACAGGAGGUCUCUCACAGUCAAGUCGCUGGAUGACCGGUAUGUGCUGCUCAAGAACAUCGGCAAAGGCUCAUUUGGCCAUGUGUCGCUCGCACGGGUCAGAUCAAAGGCCGCCAUGGAGAACGAGGACAUGCGCGCAGGCUCCAUGGUUGCCAUCAAAACCAUGAAGAAGAAACUCGCGGCCAUCGACGACUACAACCUCCUGCGAGAGGUCGAGUUCAUCCGUGAAGUGCGCCCCCACCGCUUCCUGGUCAAUGUGCACGACAUGUUUGUGGACUCGGUCAACCACCACUUUCAUAUGUCAAUGGAGGUCAUGGAAAUGAACCUCUACAACCUCAUGAAGGCACAGGAGAAGGUGCCGUUCCAGCCCCACGCCGUACGGUCCAUGCUGUGGCAAAUCAUCUGCGGUAUUGACCACAUCCAUCGCCAUAACUUCUUCCAUCGAGACAUCAAGCCUGAAAACAUCCUGGUGUCUCGUUAUCUCCCCUACCACAACGAGAACUCCUCUUCCCCACACUCGGGAUUCCGGAUCAAAAUUGCCGACUUUGGACUGUCCCGUCACAUUGAAGACAGAGACCCUUACACAGCUUACGUGUCCACCAGAUGGUACCGCGCCCCCGAGAUUCUCCUCCGGUGCGAGUACUACUCUGCUCCCGUGGACAUCUGGGCCUUUGGAGCCAUGGCUGCCGAGGUGGCAAAUCUAAAGCCGCUGUUCCCCGGCACCAACGAGCUGGACCAGUUCAGCCUCCAGGUGGCAUUGUUGGGCACCCCCGGCCAAAACUCUCUCGGAGGUCGAUGGAGUCGACACCCAGAGUUAUGUUCCAAGCUCAACAUUAAUAUUGACGCCCAAACUGGCCAAAGCUCCAACAGCAUCAUGUGCAAUCCUGAACACGCUUCGCUAACCGAUGUGGUGCUCAUGUGCCUCACGUGGGACCCAGACGCUCGGUGCUCCGCUCGUGACAUUAUGUACCACCGGUACUUUGCCCAAGAGUCAUCAAUCGAGGUGCCCCGCACUCUCAAGCGCAGCCCCCUCCGCAUCACCAAACAGGCAGCCAUGAACCCCCAUGGCGACCCACCCAUUCUGAUGGACCCCAGUCUCCGCCACAAUAACAGCAAUGCUAACAACAGUGCCAUCGUUCCUACUUUGGCUUCUUCCCUCAAACAGAACCAGGGUCUCCAGAUGAACAAGUCGCAUCUCUCUGGUGUCAAUGGAAGCACCAAGAGGAACAGCCUGUCUGGGGCUGCUGCCGCUGCCGCCAUGUCCAUGUCCUUGUCCCUUGCAUCCAAGAACUCUUCUGUCAAUUCUGGAGGUGCAGGCUUCCUGGCCGGUGCAGCCCCUGCCAAGAAGAAGUUUGGCCAUUGGGCCAACAUUUUUAAAAGAGACUCCGAUGUGGCUUCCUCUGAACUGGAGCGGGUAGGUCCCAACAAGGAGAACGUUCCGAGCAUUGUUCCGACGCAGACCCCCAACAGAGGAGCUGGCGGGGUAGGUAUCGUGCCCAAGAUCCCACUGCCUCAGCUGCCGCCUCUUGAAACCAUUGCUGCAUCCAUCGAGAGCCUAUCCAUCGAGGCCAGGUCUACAAACACCACACUGACUGAGCGGAUGACAUCGGGACCGCCAACAGGAGGGACUAGCGACAGCGAGUGGAGCACCACCAACGCUAGCAUCUCCGAAAGCGUGGGCCACGACAGUGGGGCUGGGAGCAGUGGUGCUGUGGACAAGGGGAGUACUGGAACAACUAAUUUCGAAGUUGAGGCCUUAAUGGAGAGUACCGAGGCCCGAGUGACUGUCAAGACACUCCCCCAAACCCCGGACAGCGCCUCAUCAUACGACCAGAUGCCUCCUCCCCCCCUCCCUCUUCCAAAGGUGAGAGUGACGGCCAAGCCUCUCAACGCCAUAAAGCCUGAGAGUCCCACGCAGGUACAAGUAUCUCUGUCGCCUCAGCCAUGCAUCAAGCCCCCGAGCCCGGCGUCGUCUCAUUACGAGCCGCCCGCGUGUCUGGACGAGCACUCCGACAGCCAGCUCACCGCUUACGAGCGCUCCGUCCGAGAUUCGGUGCUGCUGAUGAGUUUCACUCUGCCGCCAUCCUCUCAGGAGUCGUGUACUUCUCUGGAGGGCGCAUCCGAGUCGCCAUCAGUCAAUGAUUCUCCUCUGGUUGACCAGUUUGGCGGCUCGUCCAGCGAUAUCCGCAUCGAGACGACUUCGUUCUUGACUCCCGACCUCGACAAGGGCAACGUUUGGGUCAGGUCAGAAGAGCUGGAGUGCCCCGUAUACCCCGGUCUCCAAACCAACAGCUUCCGCGACCGCAAGAUUGGUGCAGGUGCGAUUAGCAGCAACAACAUAGAGGUAGAGUAG